CUUAAUCCUCCUGCCUUGUUUGUUUGAUGCUGCCUCACUCCAGUGCAAGUCAAUAAAACUUUGAGCACCGACACACACAACUUCCAGCACCCUCCAAGCUGGCCCAAAAUGGGGAUUAGCAAAGCUGCCUUUCUCCUUCUGCUCUUUCUCAGCUCAGUGCAAGGAAGUGUUCUAGACCGCUAUGUGAGAACAGAGGGAGCUUGGUUGCUCAACCCAAUGAAACAAGUUUAUAGAGCAAAUAGUGAUGAAGAAUGUGCAGAGAAAUGUGAAACUGAAGAAAAGUUUGCUUGCAGGGCCUUCUUAUUUACCAGUAAAGACCAGAAGUGUUUAACAUUGACAGAGAACACCAAAACAGCAAUGAUAUUCAGAAGAGCAAAUGCAGUUCUUUAUGAAAAAAGAAUAGAGUGCAUGCACUGCAGUGGAGAAAACUACCAUGGAGUAGUUGCAACAACAACGUCUGGGCUUGAGUGCCAGCGCUGGGACUCCCAGAAACCUCACUCCCAUGGAUACCGUCCCGAAAAUUUUCCAGACAAGGAUCUGAGAAAUAAUUAUUGCCGUAAUCCUGAUGGAGAACCUCGGCCCUGGUGUUUCACUACCAGUCUCACGACACGCUGGGAAUAUUGUGACAUUCCUCGUUGCACAACACCCCCACCACCUCCUGCACCAGGACGCCAGUGUCUCUCAGGGAGAGGAGAAGACUACCGAGGCACAAUAUCUGUUACUGAAUCAGGAAAUACCUGCCAGCACUGGAGCUCUCAGUCUCCCCACGGACAUGCUCGCACUCCUGAAAACUAUCCCUGCCAGGGCCUAGAUGAAAACUACUGCAGAAACCCUGAUGGUGAGAAGAGGCCAUGGUGUUACACCACCAACACAACUGCCCGGUGGGAAUAUUGCAACAUCCCCUCCUGUGACAGUGCCAAGCCAGAGGCCCCUGUAGAGUGCAUGCACUGCAGUGGAGAAAACUACCAUGGAGUAGUUGCAACCACAACAUCUGGGCUUGAGUGCCAGCGCUGGGACUCCCAGCAACCUCACUCCCAUGGAUACCGUCCCGAAAAUUUUCCAGACAAGGAUCUGAGAAAUAAUUAUUGUCGUAAUCCUGAUGGACAACCUCGGCCCUGGUGUUUCACUACCAGUCCAACUACACGCUGGGAAUAUUGUGACAUUCCUCGUUGCACAACACCCCCACCACCUCCUGCACCAGGACGCCAGUGUCUCUCAGGGAGAGGAGAAGACUACCGAGGCACAAUAUCUGUUACUGAAUCAGGAAAUACCUGCCAGCACUGGAGCUCUCAGUCUCCCCACGGACAUGCUCGAACUCCUGAAAACUAUCCCUGCCAGGGCCUAGAUGAAAACUACUGCAGAAACCCUGAUGGUGAGAAGAGGCCAUGGUGUUACACCACCAACACAACUGCCCGGUGGGAAUAUUGCAACAUCCCCUCCUGUGACAGUGCCAAGCCAGAGGCCCCUGUAGAGUGCAUGCACUGCAGUGGAGAAAACUACCAUGGAGUAGUUGCAACAACAACGUCUGGGCUUGAGUGCCAGCGCUGGGACUCCCAGAAACCUCACUCCCAUGGAUACCGUCCCGAAAAUUUUCCAGACAAGGAUCUGAGAAAUAAUUAUUGUCGUAAUCCUGAUGGAGAACCUCGGCCCUGGUGUUUCACUACCAGUCCAACUACACGCUGGGAAUAUUGUGACAUUCCUCGUUGCACAACACCCCCACCACCUCCUGCACCAGGACGCCAGUGUCUCUCAGGGAGAGGAGAAGACUACCGAGGCACAAUAUCUGUUACUGAAUCAGGAAAUACCUGCCAGCACUGGAGCUCUCAGUCUCCCCACGGACAUGCUCGAACUCCUGAAAACUAUCCCUGCCAGGGCCUAGAUGAAAACUACUGCAGAAACCCUGAUGGUGAGAAGAGGCCAUGGUGUUACACCACCAACACAACUGCCCGGUGGGAAUAUUGCAACAUCCCCUCCUGUGACAGUGCCAAGCCAGAGGCCCCUGUGCAAGGAAGCAUUCUAGACCGCUAUGUGAGAACAGAGGGAGCUUGGUUGCUCAACCCAAUGAAACAAGUUUAUAGAGCAAAUAGUGAUGAAGAAUGUGCAGAGAAAUGUGAAACUGAAGAAAAGUUUGCUUGCAGGGCCUUCUUAUUUACCAGCAAAGACCAGCAGUGUUUAACAUUGAAAGAGAACACCAAAACAGCAAUGAUAUUCAGAAGAGCAAAUGCAGUUCUUUAUGAAAAAAGAAUAUAUCUUCUAGAAUGCAAGGAGGGAAAAGGAGUGGAUUACAGAGGAACAGAAGCCAAAACUCAGAAAGGUGUGAAGUGCCAGAAGUGGGCUGAUAAUGCCCCACAUAAACCAAAUUACACGCCUGAAAAAUAUCCCAAGGCAGGACUGGAGGAAAACUACUGCAGAAAUCCUGACAAGGAUGAAAAGGGACCCUGGUGUUACACAACAGAUCCUGAUACCAGAUUUGACUACUGUAACAUCCCUGAGUGUGAAGUAGAGUGCAUGCACUGCAGUGGAGAAAACUACCAUGGAGUAGUUGCAACAACAAUGUCUGGGCUUGAGUGCCAGCGCUGGGACUCCCAGCAACCUCACUCCCAUGGAUACCUCCCUGAAAAUUUUCCAGAGAAGGAUCUGAAGAAUAAUUAUUGUCGUAAUCCUGAUGGAGAACCUCGGCCCUGGUGUUUCACUACCAGUCCAACUAAACGCUGGGAAUAUUGUGACAUUCCUCGUUGCACAACACCCCCACCACCUCCUGCACCAGGACGCCAGUGUCUCUCAGGGAGAGGAGAAGACUACCGAGGCACAAUAUCUGUUACUGAAUCAGGAAAUACCUGCCAGCACUGGAGCUCUCAGUCUCCCCACAGACACGCUCGCACUCCUGAAAACUAUCCCUGCCAGGGCCUAGAUGAAAACUACUGCAGAAACCCUGAUGGUGAGAAGAGGCCAUGGUGUUACACCACCAACACAACUGCCCGGUGGGAAUAUUGCAACAUCCCCUCCUGUGACAGUGCCAAGCCAGAGGCCCCUGCUGUUGAUGUGCCUGAGCAGGCUGAAGUUACUGAGGAGUGCUAUCAGGGCAAUGGGGUGACUUACCGUGGUACAGCUUCUUUCACUCGCUCGGGAAAGAAAUGCCAAGCCUGGAGCUCAAUGUCGCCGCACCGGCACAACAAAACGGCCGAGAACUUCCCAAAUGCGGGCCUGAGCCAAAAUUACUGCAGAAACCCGGAUGCCGACAGCCGUCCAUGGUGCUACACCACCGACCCCAGUGUGAGGUGGGAGUAUUGUGACCUGAAGAAAUGUGAUGACCAGGGACUACAGACUGUACCUAAGCCUCCUCAGACAACAGAGGAAACAAACCCUGAGUGCAUUAUUGAAAAUGGUGUAGACUACCGAGGCACAGUGGCAAAAACUGCAAGGGGCAGGACUUGUCAAGAGUGGAGCUCUCAGAGACCUCACAGCCACGACUAUUUCACUCCCACAACUCAUCCAAGAGCAGGCCUGGAAAAAAAUUAUUGCAGGAAUCCUGAUGGAGAUGUGAAUGGACCUUGGUGCUACACAACAGACCCGAGAAAAGCCUGGGAGUACUGUGACAUUCCCAAGUGCCCUCCUCCUCAGUAUGAAUGUGGGAAAUCCAAGUUCAGACCAAAAUUGUGUGCUCAGAGGAUUGUUGCAGGGUGUGUUUCACACCCACACUCCUGGCCCUGGCAGAUCAGUCUCCGUACCAGUUAUGGCUUGCAUUUCUGUGGGGGAACUCUGAUAGAUCCUCAAUGGGUUCUUACUGCUGCCCACUGCUUAGAAAAGUCCUCACGACCAGCUGCAUAUAAAGUGUACCUUGGAUUACACAGAGAAAUAGCAACAGAGCCAUCAGUACAAAUACGUGAUGUAGAGAAGUUGUUCAAGGAGCCACGCAGAGCAGAUAUUGCUCUGCUCAAACUGAGCAGACCAGCAGUCAUUAAUAAUCAUGUAAUCCCAGUUUGUUUACCAAAAGAAAACUCUGUGUUAGGAGGAAGAGAGGAGUGCUAUGUGACAGGCUGGGGGGAUACAAGAGGUACUUCUGGUGAGGGCUACUUAAAGGAAACUGGCUUUCCUGUAAUCGAGAAUAAAAUAUGCAACCGCCCUGAAUUCUUGAACGGUAGAGUUAAAAAGCAUGAGCUCUGUGCUGGGAAUAUUCAUGGUGGCACAGAUACCUGCCAGGGGGACAGUGGAGGACCUCUAGUCUGUCUGGACCAAGAUAAAUUUGUCCAACAUGGAGUCACCUCUUGGGGCCUUGGCUGUGCCCAACCCAUGAAACCUGGUGUUUAUGUUCGAGUCUCCAACUACAUUCCUUGGAUUAAAAGUGUGAUGGAAAGCAACUGAUCCUGGGUAUGGACUGCCCUCUCCUGGAAAGCAGCAUGCACGUCAGAAAUACAAGAUUCCAAGUGCAAUAUUAAAGCUACAAUCAUUCAUGAGAAAGCAAAAUAAAUAUGAUCGUCCUUUUUAAA
Molecule: messenger RNA, 4487 nt
Organism: Haemorhous mexicanus (house finch)
Lineage: Eukaryota; Metazoa; Chordata; Aves; Passeriformes; Fringillidae
Product: plasminogen-like
Exons: 33
Coding region: 109-4362 (1417 amino acids)
Biological process (GO): proteolysis
Cellular component (GO): extrinsic component of plasma membrane
Molecular function (GO): signaling receptor binding; serine-type endopeptidase activity
Source: RefSeq, a predicted model, not a curated record